Molecule: messenger RNA, 1437 nt
Organism: Fukomys damarensis (Damara mole-rat)
Lineage: Eukaryota; Metazoa; Chordata; Mammalia; Rodentia; Bathyergidae
Gene: Kcnv2
Product: potassium voltage-gated channel modifier subfamily V member 2
Exons: 4
Coding region: 1-1437 (478 amino acids)
Biological process (GO): potassium ion transmembrane transport; protein homooligomerization
Cellular component (GO): membrane; voltage-gated potassium channel complex
Molecular function (GO): voltage-gated potassium channel activity
Source: RefSeq, a predicted model, not a curated record
AUGAGGAAGCAAAGCAAGGCGAGGAGACGGUCCUGGAGCUGCCGGCGCUGCAGCUUUCCCGAGGGUGAGGGCCAGCCGCCCACAGGGAGCGGCCAUCACCCAAACAGCCUCUGCUCCGCGGGAGCUCUGUCUGGCUCUCAGGGCAGCAUCACACCGUGGAUGGAGGGCAGCUAUAACUACGACAUCGAGGAGGACGAAGAGGAGGAGGAGGAAGAAGACGAGGAAGAGGAGUGGGAGGCUGACCAGAAGCCAGAGGAGGUCCCCAUGACACAGCCCGAGGGCGGCACCCACACCCCGGCCCAGGUGUCCGUGCUGAACGUGAACGUGGGUGGCCACAGCUACCGACUGGACUACUGCGAGCUGGCCAGCUACCCCAAGACGCGCCUGGGCCGCCUGGCCACCUCCCCCAGCCGCAGCCACCAGCUGGGCCUGUGCGACGACUACGAGCCCCAGACCGACGAGUACUUCUUCGACCGCGACCCGGCCGUGUUCCAGCUCAUCUACAACUUCUACACGUCGGGGGUGCUGCUGGUGCGCGACCUCAAGAUCCAGCGCGAGCUGCGCGCCCAGGCGCAGGCCGAGGAGGCCGCGGAGCUCUUCCGAGACCUGCGCUUCUGCGGGCCGCAGCGCCGCCGCCUCUGGAACCUCAUGGAGAAGCCGUUCUCCUCCGCGGCAGCCAAGGCCAUGGGGGUGGCCUCCAACCUCUUCGUGCUCGUCUCCGUGGUGGCGCUGGCGCUCAACACCGUGGAGGAGAUGCAGCAGCGGGCGGAGCAGCCGCGGCCCGUCCUGGAGCAGGUGGAGAUGCUGUGCGUGGCCUUCUUCACCCUGGAGUUCCUGCUGCGCCUCGUCUCCACGCCCGACCUGCGCCGCUUCGCACGCAGCGCCCUCAACCUGGUGGACCUGGUGGCCAUCCUGCCGCUCUACCUGCAGCUGCUGCUCGAGCGCGUCUUCCGCAUCCUCAAGCUGGCGCGCCACUCCACCGGGCUGCGCGCCUUCGGCUUCACGCUGCGCCAGUGCUACCAGCAGGUGGGCUGCCUGCUGCUCUUCAUCGUCAUGGGCAUCUCUGCCUUCGCCGCCGCCGUCUACUCUGUGGAGCACGACGUGCCUGGCACCAACUUCACCAGCGUCCUCCAGGCCUGGUGGUGGGCGGCGGUGAGCAUCUCCACGGUGGGCUAUGGAGACAUGUACCCGGAAACACACCUAGGCAGGCUCUUGGCCUUUCUCUGCAUUGCUUUUGGUAUUAUUCUCAAUGGGAUGCCGAUUUCCAUCCUCUACAACAAGUUCUCGGAUUACUACAGUAAGCUCAAAGCUUAUGAGUACACAGCCAUACGCAGAGAGAGGGGAAGAGUGAACUUCAUGCAGAGAGCCAGAAAGAAGAUGGUUGAGUGUUUGGCCAGAAGCCAUGCACAGCCCAUCCCGACCCAAGAGAACUCAUAG